Messenger RNA from Alternaria alternata, 2250 nucleotides. RefSeq lists its product as hypothetical. The transcript has 2 exons. The record is from RefSeq and is a predicted model, not a curated record. Gene Ontology annotation, molecular function: malate transmembrane transporter activity. The coding region runs from base 299 to 2077 and encodes 592 amino acids. Gene Ontology annotation, biological process: malate transmembrane transport. Gene Ontology annotation, cellular component: membrane. NCBI's taxonomy places the organism in Eukaryota, Fungi, Ascomycota, Dothideomycetes, Pleosporales, Pleosporaceae.
UGCGGCAGAUCGACGGGGUGGGGGCUGGUCAAAAACUGUUGUAGCGGUGCUUCAAUGGGAAGGCGUGCAGAUACAUAGGGUUGGGUAUCGCCGAAGUUUUGUUUCAGGUCUUCACUUGAGGUUCUUCUACAGUCUUCUCUUUCUGUUUCGCGUCAAAACAAAGGCUCCGAUUAGCUCUGCAGAGGCGACGAUAGGACGAUAGGAGAGUGACAUCAUUGGGUUGUUGCUGAACCACAAUUUCCAAGACAUUCGCUCGCCCCGCGGGCCCGCUUGUACCGCUGCGGCCUGACUUGGCAUCAUGAGCCGCAACGCUCAGAACCUCCGCUUGCCAACUAAUGACAGCUUCCCACCUUUUUCCAACGUUCAACGGCCCGCAUCAAGUUCCUCUACCGCCUCAGUGUCGAGUGCAGAGGAGAGGCUGCAAUGGCGCAGUCACCCGAAUGUCGCGACGCCGUUUGCGGAUCCGUCAUUUCAGAACCCGUUCGAUGACCCCAACCUCGCAUUGGCAUCGCCCCUGAGCCGCGAUGAACCUGAAGGCCUUGCAAACGAUGUUCAGAAGCAGAUUCAGCGGGAAGAGGAGGAAGAGGAGUACCAUGGGGACGCCAAUGAGAGGACCGACACGACUUCCACAGAGAAGACCGAUGAUUCCGUUCGCCAGAACCCGAGGGCAUUGACGGCUGUCACUAGCAGGAGCACAAAACACAGCGCUCGUGGAGCAGACGUGCCGGAGGAUAGGAAGACGCUCAGCUUCAAGGAGCGCAUACGGCAUUUCACCUGGACCUGGUUCUGCCUUACCAUGGCUACCGGAGGCAUUGCUAACGUUCUGUACACCGUGCCUUUCCGCUUCCACGGCCUCUACGCGCUCGGUUGUAUCUUCUUCAUCUUCAACAUAGUCCUGUUUCUGUUCAAUGUCGCGAUGAUCUCUUGCCGAUUCUACUUCUACCCACGAACGUUCAAGGCUUCGUUUUUACAUCCUACCGAAUCGCUCUUCAUCCCUGCGGCCAUGGUCAGCUUUGGUAUCAUCUUGAUCAAUGUCAGUCAAUAUGGAGUUGACAUGGCUGGGGUGGGAGAGUGGUUGGAGCGAUGCAUGAUUGUGUUGUUUUGGAUGGACUGCGGCCUUGCUGUUUGCUUCUCUAUUGGCAUCUACCUGCUCAUGUGGUCAACCACAACUUUCACCAUCUCUCAGAUGACGCCCAUUUGGAUCUUCCCAGCAUAUCCUUUGCUCAUCAUCGGACCUCAUGCCGGUAACCUCGCACCCAAGGUUGAGGAUCCAACAAUAUCACUCACCAUCAUCUUGACCGGAUAUGUCAUCCAAGGCAUCGGCUUCCUUGUGUCGCUCAUGAUUUACGCUGCCUUCAUUUACCGUCUGAUGACACAGAAGCUUCCUAAAGAAUCCCUCCGCCCGGGUAUGUUCAUCAGUGUCGGUCCUUCUGGAUUCACCAUCGCCGGAGUUGUCAUGAUGGGCCAAGAGCUUCCAAAGACCGUACCCAGCGACUUCAUGGGCGAGGGCAAUGGCGAGCUCGCUGGCAAAGUCGGCAUGAUAUGUGCAAAUUACAUGGGCCUCUGGCUCUGGGGUCUAGCACUAUGGUUCUUCUUCGUAAGUGUCGGCGCGCAUUACUCAUGUGCCAGGCGCGGAAAGAUGGACUUCGCCAUGACAUGGUACUCCUUCAUCUUCCCUAACACCGCACUCACGACAUCCACCUUCGCCAUCGCUCGCGCCCUCAACGGCAACAAGCCCAUCGAAUACAUCGGCUGUGCAAUGACUAUCGCACUCAUUGCCAUGUGGUUCUUCGUCAUCUACAUGAACGUUCGCGCUGUCGUCAUCCGUCAAAUACUGUGGCCAGAGAAGCAAGAGGAUAGGACCGAAGGUGGGUGGAAACAACAAAGUGCGGAAGAACAGCAGAGGAGGCAGAGGGAAAGGGAGUUGGCUGAUGGUGGAGAGAGUAUGAGGGGUAGGGCAUGGAGUCGCGCGAGGACAUUUACCAGGCGUGAGGGUCAGGGGACAGGUAUGCCUACGUUGGAGAGGUCUCAAACUGAUGCUGGUGCGCGCAAGAGAGGAUGGAGUUUUAGGAGGUAGGAAAAAUGAGUUGCGCGUAUAAAGAAAAGAGGUUACUAGUAUUUGUGUAGAUUCAGUCGAUACCCCUUAGAGCGAUGUUUUGAUUGAGCGUUAGAUUUAGCUUUUGCAAGAGCUACAUAUCGCGGUGAUAAUUCACCGUAUAUUACUGAAUCAAUUGCUUGCAUCCAUGCGUU